Molecule: messenger RNA, 1323 nt
Organism: Saprolegnia parasitica CBS 223.65
Lineage: Eukaryota; Oomycota; Saprolegniomycetes; Saprolegniales; Saprolegniaceae
Exons: 4
Coding region: 34-1269 (411 amino acids)
Biological process (GO): protein dephosphorylation
Molecular function (GO): protein serine/threonine phosphatase activity; cation binding
Source: RefSeq, a predicted model, not a curated record
ACAAAGAUCUUGGUCGACGUAGGAGUAUCGUCCAUGCAGCACGUCGUGGGCCUGCUCCGGGACCACGCCCGGCGCCAUGGCCUCCUAAGCAAAAUGCCCAUGCUUCGGCUCGCGCCGGCGCCGAUCGAGGGCUGCGCUGGCCAGCAGAGCUCGCCUCUGUCGCGGGCCGCGGCCGCCGCUGUCCUUCUUGGCUUCGUGCACGAGUACGGCACGGCGUCGAUGGAGGCGACGCACGCGACGAUCCCGCUGUCUCUGGAGCGGCGUACGACGCGCGCUGGUGGCCAUUCGGUCCAGCUUCGGAAGCGCAACACCACGUCGGAUCUGGACUUGCUCAUUAGCUCGGCCGAAGUCCGCGGCGACCGGGCGACGAUGGAGGACGCGGUUUUUAUCUCGCCCAACAACCGGUUCGCCGCCAUCUUUGACGGGCAUGGUGGCGCCGAAGUCGCUCAGUACCUCAAGGAACGAUUGUACGCGGUCAUUGCGGAGAAGCUAGAGGUCGACGACGGCCACACGAUCGACGCUAUGGAGCGCAUUCUGCGCGACUCGUUUGCGCAGCUCGACAAGGAAAUCAUCUACAAAAAGGAGUGGCAGUACCAAGGCUCGACCGCGACCGCUGUCUUCCUCAUGGACGAUCUCAUUUGGUCCAUGAACGUCGGAGAUUGCCGCGCCGUGCUCUGCCGCAACGGCAAGGCGCUCCCACUCACGCGCGACCACAAGCCCAACGACCCGAUCGAGCAGGCGCGCGUCGAGCGCAUGGGCGGUCGCGUCGCGUGGCACGGCUUGCGCGACGCCCGGGGACAGCCCGUUCCCGACAUGGGCGCGUACCGCAUCAACUCGAACUUGGCGGUCGCCCGGGCUUUCGGCGAUCGCGACCAGCGCCCGUAUGUCACGGCCGAGAUGGAGCUCAAGUGCUUUCGGCGGGAUCCAGGUGACAAAUUUGUCAUCGUUGCCUCGGACGGUCUCUGGGACGUCUUUACGAGCGCCGAGGUGGUGACGUUUGUGUUGGACGUUCUCGCGGGCGAGGUCGGCGGCCGCGAGUCGUGGCGUAGCGGCAGCCACGCCGAGACAAGCAUCGAGCUCUUUGAGUGGAAGCAAAAGUACCGUAAUGACACGAGCAUGAUCCAAGCGUCGCGCGCGCGGCGCAAGGCGCAGAUGGCCACGUAUUUAAUCCAAGAGGCCUUGUACCGCGGCACGGUCGACAACGUGUCCGUCGCUGUUGUUUGGCUCGAUACGAGUAGGCCGACGCCGACCAAGCCCGAGCUGCCGUGAGCUUGAGCGCUUUGGAUAACGUAAAAAUCCAUCAAAAACCUCUUGCGACGUCGG